GUUCAAUUUAGUAGCAAAAAACAAAAAAUAGGAAAGAAUUAAACCAACGUUGAAAGACUUCAAUCAGUUCAACAAACACUCAGUUGAGUAGUCGUCUACUAGGUUAGGUACAUACUUGCCUACCAGCCGAGUCGGUUUUUCGAUAUCGACAUAGACUUUUAGCCCACACACCACAGCACAGCGCAUUCCGAGCGCCAGGGAACCAAACCAAACGAUUAGAGAAGGGGGCGAAGGAGGCAAAAAAAAACCCCCUGGGGGAAAAUAUUUUAUAAAAUAAAAGCCAACGAAAAAUGUCAUCCUUCUUCCGCGUAACCCUCCACCGCUCCGCCAUCGGCCUCCCCGAGCGCACCAAAGGUGUCCUGGCGGCCCUCGGCCUGCGCAAGCGCUCCCAGACCGUGUUUCACCUCGUGUCUCCGCAGUCGGCGGGUAUGAUACUCAAGGUGAAGGAGCUGGUCAAGGUGUCGGAGGUCGACCGCGCGUUGUCGAAUAAGGAGCUCAGGGACGAGAGGAGGCCGGAGAAGGGGUUUUGGGUCGAGAAGGCUGUGCCUAGGUGAGGGUGGUGAGGUGGAUGGAUGGAUGGGCGUGAGUCUGGUAUGGUGAGUGGACUGGGUUGAUGGGCAUACUGCUUGCUUGCUUGCUUGCUUGCUUUACGAGAGUCCCGGAAUACGGUAUACAUACCCGCUUACCUACCUAGGCAGGUAGGUAUAUAGCGAGUGGUGCAGUCUGUACAGCCUCGCAUUGUAUAUACCACUUGCUCGUACAACACGAUCAAGAGCAACUCCCCCAAAAAUAAAAGAACAUACAAGUAACAGCAGGUCGGAAUACCUACAUAUGUAGUGGUAUGGAGAAUGGCAUAUACGGCGAGCACGAAUGGUCGUCGAGUGAUGCGCAAUGGAAGACAGUAUAUGAAACCUUG
Hypoxylon fragiforme is the source of this 916-nucleotide messenger RNA. RefSeq lists its product as uncharacterized. Gene Ontology annotation, cellular component: mitochondrion; large ribosomal subunit. The transcript has 2 exons. Gene Ontology annotation, molecular function: structural constituent of ribosome. Gene Ontology annotation, biological process: translation. The record is from RefSeq and is a predicted model, not a curated record. The annotation marks the transcript as partial. Lineage: Eukaryota; Fungi; Ascomycota; Sordariomycetes; Xylariales; Hypoxylaceae.